AUGUUAUCUUUACAGUUUCUUCUUCUCAUAACUACCAAUCCAUGGGGCGUCUUUGCAAGUUCGCCAACUUUGGAUUCCUCGGAAAUUCUACCAAAGAAGCUUGCCUCUUAUGGGUCGUCUGAAAAUGGUUCAAUUCUUGUACCUCCGAAUGGUGCUAAAGCAGGUGCACCUGUCCUCAAAAGUUUCAUUUCUUAUUCCAUAGAAUUAGUCUUCUUCCCAGAUUUUGCUGGCAAUAAAGCAAAUCCAAACACAUUCUCAGACACUCUCCUGAGUAAUCUGGGAAAUAUUCAAGGAACAAAGCCUCAUAUUCGCGUUGGAGGCAAUACACAGGACUACGCAGUCUUCAAUGCUUCUCUGGAGACUGCCACUUACGGUAUCUAUAUACCAGAGAUCUCGGAAGACUAUCCACGCAUUCUCUCCAUUGGACCAUCAUUUUUUGAGUCGUACGAAGCGUGGUCACCGGAUGUCAAAUUCAUUCAUGGAUUCAACCUUGCGAGGAAUACCUCUGCUGAUGUAAAGAGUGUCAUUGAUUCAGUGCCGUAUGCUUGCAAAGCUAUCGGACAGAAUAAUAUUCUUUUCUGGGAGAUAGGCAACGAACCGGACCUAUUCAAGACUUCGUCACAGGGCGUCAUGCGACCCCCAUCGUGGAAUGAGUCAGAUUAUGUGAGGGAAUGGGAGGGGAGAAUCAAUGGCGUCAAAGCUGCGCUGAAAGAGCAUUGCGGAGAGACAUGGAUGUCAAAAGAACGAUUUAAAUGGAUCGCACCCAGUUUCGCCGGGACAAAGAACAGUCUGAACUCAACCAAGACAUGGAUAGCAGGACUGGAUGAGCAUGGAGAAGUCGCUCAGUUUUCUUCACACAACUAUAUGGGUGGUGCUACACAACCUGGCGUAACCCUCUCCGGCUAUCUUAUGAACCACACCAGGGUGGUUGCAAGCGUUGGAAGCCACAACAAGGAACAUGAAAUCCUCGCAAGCGUAGGCAUGGAACUCGAUUAUAUCCUAGGAGAACAUAAUUCGCUAUAUAACCAAGGUGCACCUGGUCUGUCCAACUCAUUCGGCGCCGCACUCUGGGGCGUAGACUUCAAUCUUUACGCAGCAUCUACUAGCAUCAGACAAGUAUACAUGCACAUGGGAACUGACUAUCGCUACGCCAGCUGGCAACCAAUUACAAGCAACAAAACCAUUAUUGGAACAAAAGCUCCCUACUACGGCAACGUGGCAGUUGCAUCUGCACUAGGAGAUAUCACACAAGGCAGUGUCCGCGUGCAGAACAUUGAUCUAAAAUCUGAGAACGAUGCUGCAUACGCUAUAUACGGGAGUGAGAAGCUGAAACGAAUCAUGGUGGUUAACCUCCAUCAAUACAAUUUUUCGGUUCCUGAGCCUGCCCGGCGUCCUAGUUCAGCAUACAACUUCACGCUGCCGACAUCGUGCGCAGGAUCUGGCACAGUACAGAGAUUGAUGGCGAAUGGAUCUGAUGCAAUCACUGGUAUAACUUUCAACGGAUUUAGCUAUAAUUAUGAACUGGACGGUGGAAAACCAGUUCUACUAGGAAACGUUACAAAAGAUGAGAAGGUGAUUGUUGGAGCAGAUGGACAAGUGACGAUUCAGGUGCCUUGGAGUAGUGGUGCAUUGCUUCAGUUGACUUGCUAAGUGUAAGAUCAACUCAAAUGAUCAGGAAAAGGUAGUGCCUUUAAUAAGCUGUUGGCAACCUUUUGGAUGAUCGAUUUGCACUUUCUGUUUUGACUUUAUACCCGAGUCCGCAGUGGCAGUUUCUCAGGUAUCCAUGACUCUUGGUCGGCCCAAAGUACCG
Molecule: messenger RNA, 1810 nt
Organism: Aaosphaeria arxii CBS 175.79
Lineage: Eukaryota; Fungi; Ascomycota; Dothideomycetes; Pleosporales
Product: glycoside hydrolase family 79 protein
Exons: 3
Coding region: 1-1650 (549 amino acids)
Source: RefSeq, a predicted model, not a curated record